This is a messenger RNA of Homalodisca vitripennis (glassy-winged sharpshooter), 871 nucleotides long. Its product is annotated as ras suppressor protein 1-like. NCBI's taxonomy places the organism in Eukaryota, Metazoa, Arthropoda, Insecta, Hemiptera, Cicadellidae. Bases 90 to 857 code for a protein of 255 amino acids. The transcript has 7 exons. Gene Ontology annotation, molecular function: protein binding. The record is from RefSeq and is a predicted model, not a curated record.
UAGCAGACUUUUAUUCAAGUCUGGUGAGUCACAAAAUAUCAAACACUUCUUUAUGUGUCUUUACUUUGGGUUUUUGAACUGCGCGCGCAAUGAAUGAGGCACCAGUUUCUUGUUUACCAACACAUCCGAAGAUGUCGAGGGCUAAGAAAGUGAUUGAGGAAGCUAAAGAAAUUCAAAAUCCAGAGUUGGAUUUGGCCGAUAAAGGGAUUACAACAUUUGAAGAAAUGCCUGGCCUGUUCAAUAUGCUUAGUAUUACGAGGUUAACCCUGAGUCACAACAAAAUCCGUGUUGUUCCUCCAGGAUUGGCUAAUUUAGUAAAUCUGGAAAUUUUAAAUUUAUUCAACAACCAGAUUGAGGAGCUUCCAACUUCACUGUCUUCAAUGCCUAAGCUUCGUAUUUUUAAUGUUGGAAUGAAUCGCUUAAAUUCAUUACCAAGAGGUUUUGGAGCUUUUCCAGUGCUGGAAGUGCUAGACCUGACCUACAAUAAUCUGGAUGAGAGCAGCCUUCCUGGCAACUUCUUCAUGCUCGAAACACUGAGAGCUCUCUACUUGGGUGACAAUGACUUUGAAGUUCUGCCACCUGAAAUUGGUCUGCUGAAAAAUCUGCAGAUUCUAGUAUUGCGAGAGAAUGAUUUGAUAGAGUUGCCUAAAGAAAUCGGUGAGCUGACAAGACUUAGAGAAUUACAUAUCCAGGCCAAUAGGCUAACUGUGCUACCUCCAGAAAUUGGUAACCUUGACCUUGUGGGGAACAAGUCAGUGGUGAAGAUGGACUUCAACCCAUGGGUGAAUCCAAAAGCUGAUCAACUCCAAGUGGGCAUCUGCAGCAUCAUGAAUGGAUACAAUACAAUUGACAAAUGAUAUUAACAGUGAAC